Messenger RNA from Amblyraja radiata (thorny skate), 1495 nucleotides. RefSeq names its product PIH1 domain containing 1 (gene pih1d1). NCBI's taxonomy places the organism in Eukaryota, Metazoa, Chordata, Chondrichthyes, Rajiformes, Rajidae. Gene Ontology annotation, biological process: rRNA processing; box C/D snoRNP assembly. The record is from RefSeq and is a predicted model, not a curated record. Gene Ontology annotation, cellular component: ribonucleoprotein complex; R2TP complex; cytoplasm. The transcript is spliced from 11 exons. The coding region runs from base 195 to 1103 and encodes 302 amino acids.
GCGCCAUUGUGUAUUUUUACAUUUGUUUUCACCCGGCCCUUUUGUGCGUGGGUUUAGUUGUCGGGGGAGGAGAUGGGGAGGCGCCCAUAGCAACGGGAUCGGGGCAGCAGUAACAGUUACAUUGGCGUUGAUACUCACUCCUCUGCCAAUUUUGAGAAGUCUUUGUGGGUUUUACACACUCUGCAAGUUGGGCCAUGGCAGCGACGACAGACACAAGCUUGCUCUCAGCUGAGAUGAAGGAAGAGGAGGAGGAACUGUACGAACAAUUGCUGCUCCAGGCUGCAAAAGAGAUGCAGGGCACCAGCGUUCCACCAGCACAGGAAUCCAAGCAGAUCAGACCACAGCCAGGCUUCUGUGUGAAGGCAAAGACCAGAAGCAGCGAGAAGAUUUUCAUUAACAUCUGCAAAUCUGAUAAAAUCCCACCUCCACCAGAUCUCUCCGAGGAGGAUCUGGUGAUCUUGCUGGAAUCCGAAGAUCCUUCAGGAUAUAGGAUUCCCAUGAGCCUGGGGGAGCCUCAUGCCGAAGUCGACAACAGUGGGAAUGGUUGUACUGCAUAUGACAUCGUCAUCAAUCCUACUUUUUACAACAAAAUUCAUAGCAAUAAACUCUUCAUGGAAUUUUUCAUGACAAUUGGGUUUGAAGGUUUAGAAAACAAGUAUAACCUGGAGAUGUCCCGAGAAUGGCGAAUGUUGAAGAACAGAAAGUUCCUGGGAUCUGUGGUGGAGCAGAACAUUCGAACAAAAUCAAAACCUGUUAUCCAGGAGCUGAAAUCCAGCACCACGCCCACGGAGAGCAGCGCAAAGCCUCUUGUAUCGGAAGUGGAAAGCAGCUGCGUGGAGCCGGACUACACCAUCGUGGCCGAGCCUGCGGACCAACACCAACACCCCAGCUUCCUGGUGGCGGAGAUCUCCUUACCAAAAGUGGACUCUGCGCGAUCGUUACUACUUGAUCUGGGCGAGGACAGGAUUGUCUUGUGGGCCAGGCCUGACCUUUAUCACCUGGAUAUUUACAUCCCAUACAACGUAAUUCCAGAGGAAAGCGGCUCGCAGUUCAACACAAACACCGGGGUUCUGACCGUGACGAUGCCGGUGCAGCCAGCCUAGUCCAACACCACCACGACCAGCAGCACUCACGAAGAGCGGACAACCAGGGCCAGCCCUCCCUCCCCGAGGGUGAAACUGUGAGCAGUUUGUGAGUGAGUAAAGCACCUGGCUAUGUUUUUGGUUUCAUCCAUCUUUACCUGAGGCUUAAAAACCAACAUGCUGUAGGAACCAAGCAGGUCGGGCAGUGUCUGUGGAGGGGAAUGACAAAUUCAAACUGAAGAAGGAUCGCAACACGAAAUAUCAUCUCUCCAUUCUCCCCACAAAUGCUACCUCACCUGACUCGCCGAGUUCCUCCAGCACUUUGUGUUUUUGUUCAAGAUUCCAGCAUCUGCAGUUUAUUGUGUCUUCUCUGCAGCUGACCAUCUGUAAAUAAAGAUCUUACUCAAACCAAA